UGUCUGGAAGGAGGAGGGGUAGGCGGGGCGUCAGCUGAUUACAAGAGAGGGGAAGUAGAGGUGGAGGAAGACGAGGAAGAGGAGGAGCUGAGCGCAGUCUGUAAAUCCACGAUGAGCCGGCGCUGCUGCAGACAACAAGUGUUCAGAGAGGAAGAGGAGGCCGAAGGAGGAUAAAACCAGCUGUAGCACGCAGAGAGGCGGGUUACCACGGCAACUGCCGCAGCGAGGACACACAGGUCGAAGAGACGAUGUGCAGCUGCAGGAUGGACCUGGUCCCCCCGUCCUGGCCCUCACCAAAGACUCGAUGAAUUCUGUGCUGGACACCAACAAGUCUACGGACCUUUUGGACUUGUAGCACAGGUCCACAGCAGGGAGCACUGGAGCGUUUUAAAGGAAGGGCAGACAUGUCCCAGGCCGGUAAGGUCCUCCACCUGUACGUCGAGGUGAGGUCUGUUGCUGAGGAGGAAGGUAAGGUGCCGGGCCGAGGAGAUGAUGGUUCCAGUCAUCUGAUGCUUCAAUGCCCAGAUGUUCUCCCUCACUCUCAGAGGAGCUCCGCCUACUCCAGCCGGAACCCCAGUCCGGAUCUCUCUCCGAUACAGCACCACAUGGGGGGCGAGACCCACAGCUUGCCUCUCUCAAAGACCUCCUCCAGGCAGUCGGGCAACUUCCGGUCGAACGCCCAGCUUCAAGAAGAUGCGCUGCAUGACAGUUUUGGGCAGUUACUUGAAGUCCUUACACCGGGAAUGACCGUUCCACGCCACCACGGCUCACUUGGACACAUCGGUUCCUCAGACAUGGAUCCCUACCAGAGGAGGGUGUUUAUCCCACCAUCAUCAACAUCCUCUGGGAGGCUGACUGUGCCCUCCACACCAGUCAGCGGUCGCAGGUACUGCGAGGUCCCAGGGGUGGAGGGCAAUGAGGGGAGGAAGUCCGUGGUGUCGUUUAGCUACAUAGAGAAAGCAAACGUUCACAACACGGCCGCCCGCCGAAGUUCUCUGUCUCAUAAUGAGCCGGACAGUCCUUUCAAGGAAAUGGGAAGCAGGAAGGCGCUGCCCGCUCACCUUCGGAAGAGGCUCAGCGAUCCAAUGUCGUACAAUGGUUACCUGUCACAGAGCCACACCUGCCCGGCUCAGAGUCCAGCCCCACGGGGCUCGCCUUACCUGCAGAGAGCUAACCUGGACUCAGUGGCCAGAGGCGCCACCUACAGGGCGCUUGAGGAGUUUGGAUCUCCAGAGCUUAAGCGCAGAUUUGGAGGUCACCGAUUUGAGAACAGCAGCCCCUCCCUGCCUCGGCAGUAUCAGCCUUCUCGCUGCCAGACCUGGGGGGGCUCACCUGACCUUCCCCGCAGCACCCUCACCCUGCCGUGCAAGACCCAGCUCAUGGAACUGGACAGGACCCUCUCCCGUAGUCCAGUGAACGGAUUACCCAGAAGUCCUGCCUCCAACCAUCUGUGUGCCCACACCAGCUGCUGGUCUGCAGAUCCAGCCGCUAAACUGCACUCCAACGGCCCGAGCAAACCCAGGCCGUGGACGGGAGACGAGAGCCCCAGACAGUCGAGUAAAUUUCACCCACCGUUACCUGCAGGGAGGCCCACAGACAUCCAGCACGAGGUUCAAACUAACGUAUCACCUGCCAGCACUUCCUGCACACCUGGGACCUCUCAUCACAGCGCCCGUAAUGCUAACACUACCAACACCAGCCAAAAAGCCACAGACAGCAGCUCAAGCAAUAAACUGAAUUUAACCAGCAGGAGUCCCUACAGGUUGUCGCGCUGCAGCAGAGCGAACGACAGUCGUGGAAAGGAUGGGGGCGAUAAAGGCGUGAAGACAUCGGGGCAGGAGCAGCAGAAGCCGGGUGUGGGCAUGACCAAGGAUCCGACAGAGGAGGUCCAGGACCACAGCGGCGGCGCCGGGCCGUCCUCUCACAGCUCCAGCGGAGUGACGGGGAGCCUGAGGGACAGUCUGUCCCCGGAGACCUCGAGCCAGUCGAGCCACGAUACGGCAGACGGUGGCUCCGGGAUGCAGUCAGACGUCGGAUCAGCAACAGCUCUGUCCUCCAGGUCGCAGAAGAUCGCCCAGGCCAAGUGGGAGUUCCUGUUCGGAAGCCAGAAGAGCCGCUGCAGUAAAGACGCUCCGUCCACGACGCCUCCCACCAGCAGCUCGCCCAGUCCCACCCCACCCUCUUCCCUCCAUCUGAAACCAGCCAAUCAGAGGAGGGGGCGGGAAAGCGAGGGACAGAAGCUGUCUCAUCACGAGGUCCAGCAGAUCGAGGUGGAACUGGUGACCGCCGACCCUCGAGGCUCCUCCCCCAAGACUGGCAUCAUCCGGCGAACCCUGAAAUACUCGGAGACGGACCUGGACGCCGUGCCUCUGCGCUGCUACCGUGAGACCGACCUGGACGAGGUGAUGCGGGCGGAGGCAGCCGAGGAGGCGGACUCGGCCUUCGGGAGUAACCGCAGUGUCCUCGGAAACUCCACGUUUAACCCCGCUGACCCCUCCCCAAAAUCUCGCCCAGGUGGAAGGAAGGAGGUUGAUGGGGAGGAGGAGGAGGGAGACGAGGAAGAUGAGGAAGAAGGAGGAGUGGUGAGCUGGGCCAGCGUCAGGAUGCAGGGAGACCGGCAGAGACAGAAAGCCACGAGGGAGGAGGAGGAGGUGCUCAGCCUGCUGCUGAAGGGGUCGCCCGAGUCCUCCGACACCCACGGGGGCCUCAAGUCUCCGAUCUCCAUCGGCAAGCACGCCUCCACCUCUGCAGGCUCUCCUCCGCCCGCUCUCGCUGCAGAUCGCAGUGUUGUCUGCAGACGUCACCUGUCUGUUCGUCAGCGCUGCAGACAGGAAGCAGCUCGGAGCAGAUCCCACCCCCACCCGUCACUCCUGCUCCACACCUCGGUCCUCAUGUCCUGCACCACCCUCACAUUAGUUGAGCUAAUCUGCCCACGUGCAGCUCGGAUCCUGAAGGAUUACAACCUGGAGCGUUUGUAUUCCUGCUCGAGCUCCAGCGGCGUGCAGGAUAACAGCGUUCAGUCACGCUCACGCGGCGCCUCGAUGAGGCUGAAGUUUAUCGAGCCGCUGAAAACUUCCAGGAUGGUGAGACGAGACAAAGAGAGGAAGAGGGGAAGGAGAGGACAGAGGGGGGAGGGCGAGGAGCCGAGGAGGAGGAGGAGGGGCGUCCUGGGUCAAACGGGGGAGGAAGCGCAUACCUCCUUCCCCUCAGUGCUGGAAAAUAAGCCAGCUGAUGGACGCGAGGGGCAGGACGAGGAGCAGGGCCAGCGCAGAGGAGGAAGAGGGAAAGUUGUGAAGAGGAGCCGAGGUUUCAAAAGUGGAAGAAAGAAGAGGAGGAAGCAGACGGAUCAGAGGAGGCGCCGCUGCUGGAGGAUCUCCUUACCGAGGCGCCGAGCUCGGUGUGAGAGUGGGCGGGGCCGUGUCGUAAUGGCGAGAUACAUCCUGUGCUGGGGGGGCGGGGCUCUGGAGGACAGGUACAUGUAUGCCUCGCCCUACCCGGCUGUGUACAGGUGA
This is a messenger RNA of Neolamprologus brichardi, 3512 nucleotides long. The record is from RefSeq and is a predicted model, not a curated record. NCBI's taxonomy places the organism in Eukaryota, Metazoa, Chordata, Actinopteri, Cichliformes, Cichlidae.